UAGGUGGUAGUAUUGAGUCUUGGGGCUUCUCGUAGAGCUGAAGAAGAGGAAAUACGAACUCUGCCGCGAAAAUAAGCCACGAGAAAAGAGUAGAUGGAGUAACUCGUUAGUUUUUAAUGGUAUUUUAACAUUAUCUGCAGUUUAAACCACAGCCCGCGGUGUUUGGACUGAACUGCGGGAUCAGAUGUUGGAGAUUUUAGCAGCGACAACCGGAACACUCGGGUCCACCCCAACUUCCACUUAGCUUAGCUUAGCUUUAGCUUACUAGCUAAAGUGAGCCUGCUAGCCGACUAACUAACUAGCUGGGUAGCUAGUUAACUAGUUAGCCGAGCUGCUGUAGCUGGUUAUUAUUAGAACAGAAAAUACGUCUCCUCCAUUCAGCCAUGACAACAAGCAGGAUUUCUCCAUCGGUCCUCAAAGAUGUUGUGGCGUAUGUGGAUGUGUGGUCUGCAAGUAAGACAGAAAAUUAUUCUGAUCCCUUUAUUCAGCAGCUUCAAGAACUGGGCGCUAAGGUAUCUAAAACGUUCAACAAACAAGUCACCCAUGUAGUAUUCAAACAUGGCCAUCAGUCCACGUGGAAUAAAGCGAAGAAAAUGGGUGUGAAGAUUGUAUCGGUCCAUUGGGUUGCCAGGUGCAAAGAAACAGUUGAGCAUGCUGAGGAGGCUCUGUACCCUGCUCAUCAUGAAGAAUCAAAGCUUAGUCAACUGAAAAAAAGAACGCAUCGUUGCAUGCAGCCAAGGAAUGCUCCUGUAAGCACACCUAAGCAAUUGAAGAGAAAGCUGGAUAAAAUGAUGGAAGAUCUGGCCCGUUCAUCUCCUGUAGUAGUUUCAGAUACGUCACCUUUCAUUAUUGAUGAGGAGCACGGUAUAGUGUACAGUCCCUCAUCAAGAAGAGCAGACACCAUGGCUCAGAGGCUGAGGGAGAUGAGAGCACAGCGGGAAAAUCUCUCACCCACUGCUUCACAGAUUCAGGACUCGGAACUGGAUGAUUCCCCAAGGCCCUCUCUUGGGAACACUCCCACUGACCUUUCCAAACAACUGGAUGAGGAAGAGGAGACUGGUUUGUCAGACGCCCGUCGAAGCUCCAACAGUGAUGAAGGAGAGCAACAAUACCAUGACCUUCCAUCAGUCAAGAAGACACUAUCUGUCCGUUCUAAGAAAGAAUCGCUCGAUUCAGGUGUUACGUUUUCGUCUUUAAACAAGACUAAAGAAACAGUUAAAGUUCCAGCAUCACCAAAAACUAAAAGACCAAGGAGAUCUCGUUCUGGAUUGGCAAAACAAUCCUUUCUAGACUCCUUUGUUCAUAAAACAUCUUCAAAAAGCUUAACGUUGGACCCUGAACCUGAAGAAGAAGAAGUGCCUGAUGAAUCCAGAAGGUCGUCAUAUAAUAGUAAGAAAUCCGAAAUUAGUUCACCUCUUAGCAGUGUGACCUCAAGAGUAAGCCAGAAUCCACUGUGCCUGAAAGAGACCACAGCUGACAUUAAUGUAUCUGACUCUGGGAGACGUCCUUCUCUUUCAAACCGUAGUACUAAAGCUCAAAGUAAAGAGCAGGAUUCCCUAAAAUCUGAAGAAAAAAAACAGAAAGUGUUAAAGAAGAAAAAACAAGCUGCCGUAGUGACUGACUGCAAAGAGGUCUUAAAGCCAAGUGGUGGGGAUGAUGACGACAGCGUGUUUGAGGACUACUUCAGUUCAGCCAAGAACACACCAGGGCGUGGGGUCAGCUUUGUGGACUCUUCGAAAUCAUUGGAUUUACCAACCUUUGACCUCGUCCCUCAAAACCGUAAUAGACGCAAGAGCAGCUCCCAGAUGACCCUUCCAGCAAACACCAAACCUGAAAAGACUGUCAAUAGCAAAUCUCGACACAUCUCGGAUGCAUCAUUCUCAACACAAGUGUUUGAUAAAGUAUCUAAUGAACCACUCACAAAGACAGUCAAAAACACACCGGGGCAUAAGGGCAGCUUUGUGGACUCUUCAAAAUCCCUGGAUUUACCUACCUUUGACCUCGUGCCUCAACACCGAAAUGGACGCAAGAGCAGCUCUCAGGAGACUUUCAAAGCAAACGCCAAACCUGAAAAGACUGUCGAUAGGGUCAGCGUUGUGGACUCUUCGAAAUCACUGGAUUUUCCAACCUUUGACCUUGUGCCUCAAAACCGUAAUAGACGCAAGAGCAGCUCCCAGAUGACCCUUCCAGCAAACACCAAACCUGAAAAGACUGUCAUUAGCAAAUCUCGCCACAUCUCGGAUGCAUCAUUCUCAACGCAAAUGUUUGAUAAAGUAUCUAAUGAACCAUCCACAAAGACAGUUAAAAACACACCUGGGCAUAAGGGCAGCUUUGUGGACUCUUCAAAAUCCCUGGAUUUACCUACCUUUGACCUCUUGCCUCAACACCGUAAUGCCGUAGAAAAGACUGUCGAUAGGGGCAGCGUUGUGGACUCUUCGAAAUCAUUGGAUUUACCUACCUUUGACCUCGUCCCUCAAAACCGUAAUAGACGCAAGAGCAGCUCCCAGAUGACCCUUCCAGCAAACACCAAACCUGAAAAGACUGUCGAAAGCAAAUCUCGCCACAUCUCGGAUGUAUCAUUCUCAACGCAAAUGUUUGAUAAAGUAUCUAAUGAACCAUCCACAAAGACAGCAAAGAACACACCGGGGUGUAGGGUCAGCUUUGUGGACUCUUCAAAAUCCCUGGAUUUACCUACCUUUGACCUCGUGCCUCAAAACCGUAAUGGACGCAAGAGCAGCUCUCAGGAGACUUUCAAAGCAAACGCCAAACCUGAAAAGACUGUUGAUAGGGGCAGCGUUGUGGACUCUUCGAAAUCAUUGGAUUUACCAACCUUUGAUUUCGUCCCUCAAAACCGAAAUAGAAGUAAGAAAAACUCUCUGGAGACUCUCCCAGAAAAGACAAUAAUGGAAAAGACUGUCGAAAGCAAAUACGUCUCAGAAACUCAGAAAUCAUUCUCAGCACAAAUGUGUGAUAAAGUGUCUAAUGGACCUUUCACAAAGACAGUCAAGAACACACCAGGGCAUAAGGGCAGCUUUGUGGACUCUUCGAAAUCAGUGGAUUUACCAACCUUUGACCUCGUCCCUCAAAACCGAAAUCGACGUAAGAACAGCUCUCUGGAGACUUUCUCAGCAAACAGCAAACUUGAAAAGAAUGUCCAUAGCAAACCUCAGCACAGCUCUGAAACUUCGCUCUCUAAACAAGUGUCUGAUACAGUAUCUAAUGGACCAAUUACAAAGACUGGUGGACCAGGCUGCGAAUCCAGUGUGUCCAAUCAUGAGGAGCCAAAGCAAGAGCCUGCUGCAAAGAGACAGAGGAGAAGAACCCAGCAGAACCUGGACACAAGCAAAGACAAUAAAAGCAGCACCUCAGAUGGGCUCACUGACAGAUGCUCUGAAAUGUGUAGCAAGCAAGGGAGUAUGAAAACGGACAAAUACAUGAAGAAGAACAGAACAUUAGUAAUGACGAGCAUGCCUACAGAUAAGCAGCAGACGGUGCUCCAAGUGGUGAACAGCUUGGGUAGCUUUACUGUGGUGGACAGUGUGUGUGAGAGUACGACACACGUGGUAUCUGGUAGUCCACGGCGUACCCUCAACAUUCUCCUGGGCAUCGCUCGAGGCUGUUGGAUUCUCUCCUUUGAGUGGAUCUUGUGGUGUUUGGAGCAAAGGAAGUGGAUUCCAGAGGAGCCUUAUGAACUGUCUGAUCACUUUCCUGCUGCACCGAUUUGCCGUUUACAGCAGCACCUGUCGGCUGGGGAACACCAACAGGACCUGUUCCAGGAUCAGCCGGUGAUGUUUGUGUCUCCGCUCUCCCAGCCGCCCUGCCGCAGCCUGGUGGAGCUCAUUCAGCUGUGUGGAGGGUGUGUGUCCCGGAGUGUAAGGCAGGCCAGCCUCUGCAUCGGAGAGUACAAGGGCAAAAAGCCUGAGGGAACCAGGUGUCUUUCAGAACAGUGGAUCUUAGAUUGUGUGACGAAUCUUGUGCUACUCCCGUACAACAACUAUGUAUUAGAAUGAUGUGAACUGUGAACUGCCUGUGAACUAGACUGUGAUUUUAUGAUUAUUUUAUUGUAACCUGUUUACGUCUUUUUGUGAACCGUUUCAUUUUAAUGCUGGCUAUUAAAACAUGAUGAUUGUGUGUUUGUGACAUAUUUCUAUAUGUGUGUGUUCUGGUGUAAUCACACUGGUACCUAAAUAAACUCCUAAUAUUCAGUGGAA
Astyanax mexicanus (Mexican tetra) is the source of this 4211-nucleotide messenger RNA. It is a transcript of the gene mcph1, whose product is annotated as microcephalin 1. Gene Ontology annotation, biological process: mitotic cell cycle. Bases 384 to 4010 code for a protein of 1208 amino acids. The record is from RefSeq and is a predicted model, not a curated record. Lineage: Eukaryota; Metazoa; Chordata; Actinopteri; Characiformes; Acestrorhamphidae. The transcript has 15 exons.